AUGCUCCCGGAGCAGGAACAUGAAAAUUCCCUUAACUGGUAUGAAGAAGAACUGGAAAGAGUUCAGGAAGCGAAAUUAGAAGCUGGAGCACAUCUGGAAGAAAGGAAAGAAGAGAGUUAUAUCGCGUUAAGCUCAUUGAAACUGAGUAGAUCCUCAGCAGAUUCUCAAGUAGCCGAAAUGCACGCCAAAAUGGCGUCGGCAGAAAUAAAGGCAAAACAGCUAGAAAUGGAAAAAGAACGACAAAAGAAAGAGUUUGCGAAACAGCUGGAGAUAAAACACAAGAACGAACAAGCACGUAACCAGGCUGAAAGAAUUGAAUUCUUAGCAAAAGAAAGGAGAAAAACCCAAGAAGCAAAGGACGAGGUCGCACGCCUUGCGGCAGAAGCCGAAAACCUUGAGAAGGUACGAAAAACUUUAAUCAUUACAAUGACCCUGAGUCUUUACCUAGGGCCAAGUCGCACUGGAGGGCAAUUUCAGUUUUGUUCCGGACAAAUCCGACUUGAAAUCGGCCAGUGACAAAAAAAUUGUCCGGAAAGCUACAUUCGCACUUAAGAACAAAAUCUGUGAACAGAACACAACACCAUGCUAUGAGCGCCUUGUGAUUCUCGGCUUUCUAACUGAUCAUGCUUUUCAGCCCACAGUUGAACUAAAAGCUUCUCCUCUUCUUCACUCCAUCUGUCCUGAGCCUUCUUGUUCUCGGCUGACGAAGAUGCACGGGGCGAAGAAGAUGGGGUUGAUGCCGGCAUUGAGCAAUCUUCGCUGAACUGAAGGGAUUCUGGCAACGAGUCAGUACUCGUGGUCGGAGAUGGGCUGGGAUUUCCUCGAUCAUUAAACAUGUAAGGCCCUGGCAAAGGAUAGAACCAUCCUGGUGGAUAUUGUGGAUAUUCGUACGGAAAAAAUUGAUUUCCUGCGCCGGGAUUCAUGUUGUUGUGAAAUGAGAACGUGAUUAAUUUUACAACGAAGUCUAUAGCAUAGAGACUCUGCUACGUAUCACCUGUCCAAUCAUUUCCGAAUUAAAACACCCUCGUUAUUGUUUUCCAAAAUAUGUCUCAAUUUGGCCUUCUCCAGAGGUAGUCGACGGCAUCUUUGAAGUUUGUCUGUCCGCGACCAAAUUUUGUCCUUUGGUGAACAAACCGGUCGCACUUGGCUUUUUAUUGUGAUGACAGAUUUUUGACAUAAAUAAACAGUUUUGUCCUCUAGUGCGACUUGGCCCCUAAUCAUCUCCGGGAUUUUGAUGAUGAUUUGCUAGAGUUAAUCCCACUGUCUGGAUUUUCGCAAAGUGUAAAACAAGUCAUGUUCCGUCAUUAUACUCAUCGUCCCAACCACUGUCUGUAG
Porites lobata is the source of this 1335-nucleotide messenger RNA. Lineage: Eukaryota; Metazoa; Cnidaria; Anthozoa; Scleractinia; Poritidae. The record is from the annotation of a GenBank genome assembly.